This is a messenger RNA of Cajanus cajan (pigeon pea), 3611 nucleotides long. Its product is annotated as putative pentatricopeptide repeat-containing protein At5g52630. Gene Ontology annotation, biological process: RNA modification. Lineage: Eukaryota; Viridiplantae; Streptophyta; Magnoliopsida; Fabales; Fabaceae. Gene Ontology annotation, molecular function: protein binding; RNA binding; zinc ion binding. The record is from RefSeq and is a predicted model, not a curated record.
UACUCAUACCCUAAUCAAAAUAAUUUUACAUGACAUGGGUUCAUGUUAAAACUAAACACCUGAAAAUAUUCUCAUCUUAAUUAUUAUAAAUUACAGGGUAUAAAAUCAUGACUGAGAAAUCCAAGGGCUUAAUUUUUGUGUUCAACAAUGUAAAUAUAGAAAUCUCAAGUUUUUUUUUUUUUGUUUUUACUUAAAAGAGUUUUGUUCUGUUCUUAUCUUUUCCCUGUGCUUGAUUAUCUGCAAAACUUUUUUCUGGGGGUUAGUUUACAACUUCACAUUGAAUCUCAUUGGAUUUGGGCUCAAACUAAGUGACACCAAAACCGUGGCUCACCUUAUCCAGACCUAUGCACGAACCAAAGAAUUAAACAAAGGAAAACAGUUGCAUGCUAGGCUGAUCCGAGGAGGGUGCUUGCCAUGCACCUUUCUGAACAAUCACUUCCUCAAUUUGUAUUCCAAAUGUGGGAAGCUUGAUUACACCACCAAACUGUUUGACAGAAUGUCACAUAGAAACAUGGUUUCUUGGACAGCCAUGAUUACUGGGUUUGCUCAUAAUUUGAGGUUUCAAGAGGCUUUGUGUUCAUUUUGUCAAAUGAGGACCGAAGGAGAAAUAGCCACACAAUUUGCACUUUCAAGUGUGCUUCAAGCUUGUGCCUCACUUGGAGCAAUUCAGUUUGGUACGCAGGUGCAUUGUCUUGUUGUCAAAUGUGGGUUUAGCUGUGAACUUUUUGUGGGUAGUAAUUUGACGGAUAUGUAUUCAAAGUGUGGGGAGGUGCCUGAUGCUUGUAAACUUUUUGAGGAAAUGCCUUGUAAGGAUGAGGUGUUGUGGACAUCGAUGAUUGAUGGCUAUGUGAAAAAUGGACAUUUUAAGAAAGCUUUAACAACUUAUAAGAAAAUGGUCACUGAUGAUGUUUUUAUUGAUCAGCAUGUACUUUGUAGUACUUUGAGUGCUUGCAGUGCACUUAAAGCUUUUAGUUUUGGGAAGUCCCUUCAUUCAACCAUUGUGAAGUUUGGAUUUGAAUGCGAGACUUUCAUAGGAAAUGCCUUGACUGAUAUGUAUUCGAAGUCUGGAGAUAUGGUAAGUGCUUCAAAUGUCUUCCAAAUCAAUCCUGGUUGUAGAAAUAUAGUGUCUUUGACUGCAAUUAUUGAUGGUUAUGUUGAGAUGGAUCAAAUUGAGAAGGCUUUAAGCACUUUUGUUGACUUGCGGAGGAGGGGAAUUGAACCCAAUGAAUUCACAUUCACUAGCUUGAUCAAGGCUUGUGCUAACCAAGCAAAGCUGGAACAUGGGAGCCAGCUCCAUGGCCAAGUUGUCAAAUUCAACUUUGACAAAGACCCCUUUGUUUCUUCAACACUAGUUGAUAUGUAUGGAAAGUGUGGGUUGUUUAACAACUCAAUCCAAUUGUUUGAUGAGAUUGAAAAUCCUAAUGAUAUAGCAUGGAAUACAUUGGUGGGAGUUUUUGCACAGCAUGGUUUAGGAAGAAAAGCCGUUCAAACUUUUAAUGGGAUGAUCCACAGGGGUUUGAAACCGAAUGCAGUAACAUUUGUUAACCUUUUGAAAGGAUGUAGUCAUUCAGGAAUGGUUGAGGACGGGUUAAACUACUUUUAUACCAUGGAGAAGAUUUAUGGUGUAGUGCCUAAAGAAGAACAUUACAGUUGUGUUAUUGAUUUGCUUGGUAGAGCUGGAAAGUUUAAAGAAGCUGAAGAUUUUAUAAAUAACAUGCCUUUUGAACCAAAUGCUUUUGGCUGGUGUUCUUUUCUUGGGGCUUGUAAAAUCCAUGGGGACAAAGAAAGGGCCAAAAUUGCAGCAAACAAAUUGAUGAGGCUUGAACCUGAAAAUAGUGGGGCUCAUGUUUUGCUUUCAAAUAUUUAUGCAAAAGAAAAACAAUGGGAAGAUGUUAGGAGUUUGAGGAAGAUGAUAAAAGAUGGCAACAUAAAUAAAUUGCCAGGUUAUAGUUGGGUUGACAUUAGAAAUAAAACCCAUGUGUUUGGGGUUGAAGACUGGUCUCAUCCUCAAAAGAAAGAAAUUUAUGAAAAGCUUGAUAGUCUUCUUGAUCAAAUAAAAAGUAUUGGGUAUGUUCCUCAAACAGAAUCAGUUCUGAUUGACAUGGAUGACAAUUUGAAGGAGAAGCUUCUUCAUUAUCACAGUGAGAGGAUUGCCGUGGCGUAUUCAUUACUAACCUGUCCAACUGGAAUGCCAAUCAUUGUCAAGAAAAACUUAAGAGUUUGCUUUGAUUGUCAUUCAGCAUUAAAAUAUAUUUCUAAGGUUACUGAUAGAAACAUUAUUGUCAGAGAUAUCAGCAGGUUUCAUCAUUUCUCCAAUGGUUCAUGUUCCUGUGGAGAUUACUGGUAAUGUUUGAAAGCCUGAAAGUUUUGAAAGAUAUGAUGCUUCAUGAUAGAAAACUAUUUUAAAGGAACUUUCCUAAAACAUUUAUUGUCACAAAUGUUUGCCUCACCAUGUAAAACAAAACAAGUGGCAUGUCCAUGGUAUACUAACUUUAUAUUAACAGGGGUGAGUAUUCAAGUUUUCAUGGUAUCCAUGUCAUGUGAAUUUAUCAAGGAUAAGAUUUGUUGAAAUGCAUUUCUCCUUGGAUGCCUAACUGCACUUGGCUUGUCGCCUUAUUAUGUCUCACAUGGGAAUCAAUAAGGCACUAAACAGAUAAUGACCCAAGAAAAGAGAGUGAAUCAGACCAAGAAUGUUGGAUUGGCUUCAGGUUCAAAGGUUACUAAAGUGUUGAUGUUUCAGCUAAUCAGUAGCAGGGAAAAGAGGGUUGAUUUGGAACAAGAGAGCCUUUUACAGAAACAUAUAGUGUUAAGUGUUAUAAAAGUGCUAAGCAAGGUGAGAUUUUAGGGCAAUGAUGGAGUUUCAGUGACUUUGAAGUAUAUUUUCCCAUUGUUGGGUUUAUGUUUCAUUUCUAGUCACAUAGCACAGCCUAUUCUGUUAUGGCACAACUCAACCAAAAGCUGCAUUCAUAUUGCUCCUCCAUUCACACACUGUUCCUGAUCCAAUUAAAUCACCCUCUUUUCAAUUACACUGUUCCUGAUUCAAUUAAAUCACCCUCUUUUCCAUCACCUGUUGUUUCUCUUCUGAGCCAGCCCUUCACAGAGUGACAGUGAGUUAAUAUUAUUUUACUUCUUGAGCUAAAAUAUUAUAACAUGAUGAGUCAAAAUCAUAUUAAGUGAUCUGUUUCAAGCGACUGGAAGAAAGAGUGCCAAUGAUUUAAUGAUUUUAUCAUGUGAUUCUCCUAAUAUGACAAAUACGUGGAUUCUUUAAGAGCUUAUGGCAAUGUUAUUGCUAAUUUAAUCAUUGUUUUCAUAGCAUUUUUUCUGGUACUUAGCCCUCUGUUAUGAUGUCGUUUUUCAUUCUAAAAUAUAUUAAUUUUUGGACUUUGGGCCUUGGGACAUGGAUUUGGACUUAAUUUCCUACUAUAUAUGAUCAAGAUGCCUUAACCUAUGAGGUUUUGGAUUCGUAGCAACCCUUCCCCUUGAGAUAAUUUGUUGGAAAGAUUCCUCAGGUAUUAAGACUUAAUUUAGUUCUCUUGUUCUAUUAGCUGUUGCAAAAAAUUUUCAUCCUUAUAUGAAGCAAUAGUGUCUCAGGUUAUGUUAAUUUAAAUAUU